This is a messenger RNA of Musca vetustissima, 1667 nucleotides long. RefSeq names its product PRKCA-binding protein (gene PICK1). Gene Ontology annotation, biological process: regulation of Arp2/3 complex-mediated actin nucleation; intracellular protein transport; receptor clustering. NCBI's taxonomy places the organism in Eukaryota, Metazoa, Arthropoda, Insecta, Diptera, Muscidae. Gene Ontology annotation, molecular function: protein kinase C binding; protein domain specific binding; phospholipid binding. The record is from RefSeq and is a predicted model, not a curated record. Gene Ontology annotation, cellular component: trans-Golgi network membrane; postsynaptic density; synaptic vesicle. The transcript is spliced from 4 exons. Bases 138 to 1667 code for a protein of 509 amino acids.
UGACAAUUGUCGAUGAUGAUUUAUUGCCGGCUGGCGACGGAGGCGAUUUGAGCACAGUUGUUUAUACAGCCACCUCAUUUGAAUCGGAAAAAUUUGAUGAUUUUUCCAAACAAAAAUUCGAAUUAGAAAGAUUGGGCAUGACGGUCAGUACAAAAUCUGUGGUAAUCGUUAAAGAUGAUACUAAUCUCAUAGGGAUUAGUAUUGGUGGUGGGGCGCCACUUUGUCCUUGUUUGUAUAUAGUACAGGUUUUUGAUGGCACCCCUGCAGCAAAAGAAGGCUCCUUGGAAAGCGGUGAUGAGCUGUUAGCCAUCAACAGUACCAGUGUAAAAGGCAAAACAAAAGUCCAGGUUGCCAAAAUGAUACAAGCUGCCAGCCAACAAGUUACCAUACACUACAAUAAAUUGCAUGCCGAUCCAGAAAGAGGAAAAUCCCUCGACAUUAUAUUGAAGAAAUUAAAACAUCGUAUUGUUGAUAAUAUGUCGAGUAAUACAGCCGAUACGUUGGGUCUGUCCCGAGCGAUAUUGUGUAAUGAUUCUUUAGUGAAAAGACUAGAAGAAUUAGAGGGUACCGAGCUAAUGUAUAAAGGUUUGGUGGAUCAUGCACGUCGAAUGCUCAAAGCUUAUUACGAUAUCCUACAAAGUUAUAGAGCAUUUGGUGAUUGUUUUAUGCGCAUCAGUACCAGAGAACCACAAAUGCGCGCCUCCGAGGCAUUUCGUCUCUUUGGAGAAUUUCAUCGUAAUCUGGAAAAAGAUGGCCUGGCCAUUAUAAAGAAAAUCAAACCCAUCCUUGAUGAUUUGGGAACAUAUCUACACAAAGCCAUACCCGAUACCAAGUUGACUGUAAAACGUUAUAUGGAUGCCAAAUUUACCUAUCUUUCGUAUUGUCUAAAAGUCAAAGAAAUGGAUGAUGAGGAACACGGGUUUAGUGCCAUACAGGAGCCGCUGUAUCGUGUCGAAACGGGCAACUAUGAAUAUCGUCUGAUAUUGCGAUGUCGUCAAGAUGCCCGCACGAAAUUUGCCAAACUGAGAACAGAUGUUUUGGAGAAAAUGGAAUUACUGGAAUGUAAACAUGCCAACGACUUGACUAAGCAAUUACGCAGUCUGCUCGAUUGUUUAGGGCAAUUAAGUGGUUCCAUAGUGGAGCGUAUGGAAUCAUUACCGAGUCUAUUCCCAAUUGAAGUAGAUUUUAAAGAAACCGACUUUCAAUAUAAAUCGAAGAUAUUGGAACCGCAAAAACUUGAUGAUGAUGAAGAGGAAGAACAGCAGCAGCAACAAUCGGCAAAUAAAUCAUUUAGCAACACCACAAAGGCAGGGGAAAUUGUAUGUGGCGUGGAAGCAGUUGAAAAACCAGCUGCAAUCAUAAAUGUUCCCCCUCAAAGUGAGCAAUUGCAAUCAUCAUCAUCGUUAACAACAGCAACAACAAUAAAUGAAAGUGAUCAACUUUUAAAAGAUUUAGGUCUUUUGGGCAUUGAUUUAAAUGCCUCCAGCAAUUCGAUUACUGCUCAUCAUCCAUUUGCUUUAGGCAACAGUAGUACACCUUCCAAUGGUGCAUACGAUUUUGAUUUAUUCCUUAAUCAAAAAAGCCCCUCCGUCGCAGAGAGUACAAAACAAUUGGAAAAGGAUUUAAUGGCUUGUAAUGCUUUAGAAACGGAUUUACUAUUACAAUAA